Haemonchus placei is the source of this 3603-nucleotide messenger RNA. The record is from the annotation of a GenBank genome assembly. Lineage: Eukaryota; Metazoa; Nematoda; Chromadorea; Rhabditida; Trichostrongylidae.
AAAAUCAUCUUUUACGACUUUCUACCUGCUUUGAUCAAUGAGGAAGUUAAACCGUACACAAAGUAUAUGCCGCAUGUACCUCCCGGUAUUUCACAUGCAUUUGCGGCUGCCGCCUUCCGAUUUCCACAUAGCAUUGUGCCACCGGCGAUGAUUCUUCGAAAAAAUGUCAAUGCUUGCAAGUUUCGUGAAGAAGUUGGCGGUUUCCCGGCUCUUCGACUCUGCCAAAAUUGGUGGAACGCACAGGAUAUUGUUCAAGAGUAUUCAGUAGAUGAAAUCAUUCUUGGAAUGGCUUCACAAGUAAGCGAAGCUGACGAUAUUAUUGUGGUAGAAGACCUUCGAGACUUCAUCUUCGGCCCAAUGCACUUCACACGGUUGGAUGUAGUCGCUUCAUCUAUCAUGCGAGGACGGGACAACGGUCUUCCAUCCUAUAAUGUGCUAAGAAAGACAUUUAAUCUUCCCGAAAAGGAAUGGCACACGAUUAACCCGAAACUCUACAAAACCAACAAAACGAUGUUCGACAAACUAGCUGCUCUUUAUGGUAGUAUUGACUAUUUGGACGCCUACGUUGGUGGUAUGCUUGAAGUUGAUAAUGGACCAGGCGAGUUAUUCAAGGCGAUCAUCAAAGACCAAUUCGAACGACUUCGUGACUCGGACAGGUUUUGGUUCGAAAACAGACAGAAUGGGCUGUUCACUGAAGAGGAAAUCAAGGAAAUUCACAAUAUCACUUUGAGAGACAUUAUACGUGCUACUACAGAAAUAUCAGAUCAGUGGCUGCAGGAAGAUGUGUUCUUUUUCAAAGAUGGUGAUCCAUGCCCACAGCCUUUCCAAGUUAAUGCUACAGGGCUUGAGCAAUGCGUUCCGUUUAUGAGGUUCGAUCAUUUCACCGGCAACGAAGUUACCUACAUCUUCACUCUUAUCGGUCUUGGAUGUAUUCCUUUGAUCUGCAUCGGUAUUGGCUAUGUACUAGUCCAAAGACGUCGUCGAAUGGGAUGGGACAGCUCGUUCGACGAUUUGUCCGCCACAGCUGUCGACGACGAUGCACCGAAUGAUCGUUAUCACAUUCAAGCUUUCGAAUGGCUUCAAGAAUGUUAUGUUCGCCAAGUGAUCGUCGAGUUCUCUCCUGGUACCAUGACCCUUCGUAAACCACGUGGACCAAUUUUGAGGAAAAUGAUUUUCCCCGAAAAUGCUGAGGUUCUCCGACUCCCAUCCGACAAACACUUACCAGAGUUCCUAGCAGCACUAACGAGUUCUUUGAAGAAACUUGAUGGACAAGUGACUUCGAUUCCAAUAGCAAACGACGUCUUACUCGAGAAAGCUGAAACAAAAGAUCGCCGCCAGCAGCGUCUGGACCACUUCUUCCGGGAGGCUUAUGCUCGUGCAUUCAACCAACCAAAACUGAGUGAUGCGCAAGCCCAUGAAGAAGACAAUGGAGAUAUCCUUAACCAGACAAUUACCAGGUACGAACUGGCUCAGGCGAUGGGAAUGAGGGAAACUGACAUGUUCGUCCAAAGAAUGUUCUCAGUUACUUCGCAUAAUGAUAGCGACGUCAUCACAUUCGCCGAGUUCCUCGAAGUUCUCAGGAAGUACGAACUGGCUCAGGCGAUGGGAAUGAGGGAAACUGACAUGUUCGUCCAAAGAAUGUUCUCAGUUACUUCGCAUAAUGAUAGCGACGUCAUCACAUUCGCCGAGUUCCUGGAAGUUCUCAGGAAGUUCAGCGAAGGAAGUGUAAAGGACAAGUACAAACUUCUUUUUGCAAUGUGUGAUGUUCAUGGAACCGGCAGAGUUCGUCGUAGUGAAUUUGCUGAGUUCGUGCGAUCGCUGAAUGCCGUUGUCGGCGUCAGCAUCACUGAAAGUAUCAAUCCUGGUUCGGAGUACUUAACUGCAAGCGAUUUUGAAGCGAUCUUCUCACAAGUCGAUGAACGCCGUCCCAUUGGCGUCGAUUUCCGAGGUGCAAAAAUUAAAGUGAAUCUGCACGAAACCGCCUCGUUGAGCUCGUUUGCCGUUUCUGCAGUUUCCGAAUAUCACCGACUGCCUCGAAAUGUUUGGGGCUCGAUCGCCGCCUUCAUCGAGACCUACCGUCAGCACAUCGCCAUUCUCUUCAUCUUUUGCGCCAUCAAUCUGAUCGUGUUUUUGGAACGAUUCUGGCAUUAUCGCUAUGAGACUGAACACCGUGAUUUACGUCGAGUGAUGGGUGCAGGUAUUGCGAUCACUCGUGGGGCUGCUGGAGCACUGUCAUUUUGUAUGGCGGUAGUACUGCUGACUGUUUGCCGUAACGUCAUUACCCUGCUCAGGGAAACACCUAUUGGAGAGUUCAUCCCAUUCGAUUCAGCUAUCACUUUCCACAAGAUCGUUGCUCUUUUCGCUGCAUUCUGGGCAGCCCUACACACGAUCGGUCACUGCGUGAACUUUUAUCACGUCGCCACUCAAAGUCAAGAAGGACUUCAUUGCCUAUUCCAAGAAGCGGUCUUUGGAUCAAACUUCCUUCCUUCGAUUAGUUACUGGUUUUAUGGAACGAUCACCGGGCUUACUGGUAUCCUACUUGUUGCUGUAAUGUCAAUCAUCUAUGUAUUCGCCCUACCGUGCUUCAUGAAGAGGGCAUAUCACGCAUUCCGCCUUACUCACCUACUGAAUGUCGCCUUCUAUGCACUGACCGUGUUGCAUGGACUACCGAAACUUCUUGAUUCGCCAAAGUUUUGGUACUACGCUAUUGGUCCAGUUAUAAUCUUUAUUAUUGAUCGGAUUAUGGGAAUGCGCCAGGAAUACAAGAAACUCAAAAUUCUCAAUGCUGAGCUAUUACCAUCUGAUAUCAUAUACCUACAAUUCAAACGACCUCUGUCAUUCUCUUUCCGUUCCGGUCAAUGGGUCCGUAUAUCUUCACCGGCUUUCUCAUGUGCAUUUAAUGAAUGCCAUGCAUUUUCACUUGCCUCUGCUCCUCAGUCGCCUACCCUUGAACUGUAUAUCAAGGCUGUCGGUCCGUGGACAUGGAAGUUGAGGUCAGAAAUCAUUCGAGCACAAGCUAGCGGUUCGCCUUAUCCGUACGUCCAUAUGAAUGGGCCAUACGGCGAUGGAAAUCAGGAGUGGACGAACUAUGAAGUAGCUAUACUGAUUGGAGGUGGAAUUGGCGUAACACCGUAUGCGUCCACAUUGACCGAUCUCGUACUGGAAACUACUUCUGGACGACACCAUAACGUCUAUUUCCUAUGGAUUUGCCCUACGCACAAGAACUAUGAGUGGUUUGUGGAUGUGCUGAAAGAUGUCGAGGAACUAGAUCAGAACCGAUUACUGGAGACUCACAUCUUCGUCACUCAGUUCUUCCACAAAUUCGAUCUAAGGACCACCAUGCUGUAUAUUUGCGAGAAACACUUCCGUGGUGAUCACCAGGGCAAAUCGAUGUUCACCGGCCUUCGAGCGCACAACCACUUUGGUCGUCCUAACUUCGACGCCUUCUUUUCUCAUAUUCAAGGAAUUCAUAGCGAGAUGUCCGACAUCGGGGUGUUCAGUUGUGGUCCGUCCCAGCUCAACGAACAAAUCAGUUCCGCUUGUGCUCGCGGCAAUCGAGCACGGGAUGCACCAUCAUUUAUACACAAAUUUGAAACUUUCUAA